Messenger RNA from Tripterygium wilfordii, 591 nucleotides. RefSeq names its product glutamic acid-rich protein-like. The record is from RefSeq and is a predicted model, not a curated record. NCBI's taxonomy places the organism in Eukaryota, Viridiplantae, Streptophyta, Magnoliopsida, Celastrales, Celastraceae. Bases 1 to 591 code for a protein of 196 amino acids. The transcript is spliced from 2 exons.
AUGAAGAGAAUUAAUAAAAGAGAAAUUAAAAGAAGCAGAGAUAAGUCUGAAGAGAGGGAAGAACCAAGAAGGAGGGAUGACAAUGUUAAUGUUGAAGGAAAAAGGAGAAAAGAGAAAAGAACAAAGAGAAGGAAUGAUCACAUCGAACAUGCAUAUAAGGCUGAUAGAGUCUAUCAUGAUGAUGAUGAAACUAGGGGGAAAUUGAUAUUGAAGGCCAAGUUUGAUACCAUAGAGCAGAAGUUGGCAGAGCAUGCUGCUCAACUUUUGGACCUGAAAAAGGAAAUCGCUAAAGGCAUUGUUGAGUUGAAUGCCAAUUGGGAGAAAAAGGAGGAUAAGGAUGGAAAUCAAGAUGAGGAUGAAAAUGAUGAUCAGCAUGAUGAGGAUGAAAAGGAUGAUGAGGGAAAGGAUGAUAAUGAGGAUAAAAAAGAGGAUAGGAGGGAAAGCAUGAUGAGGAUGAAAAGGAGGAUCAUGCGGGAAAGGAGGAUCAGGAAGGAAAGGAGUAUCAUGAUGGAAAGGAUGAUGAGGAGGAUAUUGAGGGAAAGACAGUUUCCCCUGUUAUACAUGAUGAUGCUGUUGAGGAUGUGGAGGUAG